Messenger RNA from Andrographis paniculata, 1185 nucleotides. RefSeq lists its product as uncharacterized. The record is from RefSeq and is a predicted model, not a curated record. The transcript is spliced from 3 exons. The coding region runs from base 76 to 1101 and encodes 341 amino acids. NCBI's taxonomy places the organism in Eukaryota, Viridiplantae, Streptophyta, Magnoliopsida, Lamiales, Acanthaceae. Gene Ontology annotation, cellular component: chloroplast stroma. Gene Ontology annotation, biological process: polyprenol biosynthetic process; plastid membrane organization; response to cold.
UAAUUUAUUUUAAUUUGUAGCAGAGAUCUGAGUAUAAAUUUCAUCCACAAAUUCCAAUUCCUCCCACAACCAAACAUGUCGUCCACAGUUCUCAAAAUGCCAACAACACAAUCGAUGAUCAAUCCUCCAAUGAUUCUGAGGAACCAUAAGACAUCUGCACCUCACACCGUAAAAUCCAGUCACCGGCGGCGACCGGAAGCUGCCGGUUUCCGGCGGUCCGAUUUUAGGGUUUCGGCAGCCUGCAGAUUCCCUUUGUCUGCAGUAGCCAUGGAUUCAUCUACAGAGGUUUCUGAUUCUAAGGAGGAGGAGGAAAAGAGAAUUAAUAAUAAUAAUAAUGUCCUAUUGCCGGAGCUGAUGCCGGAGCACGUGGCGAUAAUCAUGGACGGGCACGGGAGAUGGGCGAAGGCGAGAGGGCUGCCGAGGGAGAAAGGGCACUUUGCCGGCCAUGCCAACCUUAAGCAUAUCCUACUCAGUGCACAGUACAAAUUUGGGAUUAAAGUUCUUACUGUUUAUGCUUUCUCUACUGAGAAUUGGAAGAGGUCUGAGGAGGAGAUCAAGUUCUUGAUGGGAGGGUACGAGGGUUUGAUUCGAUCAUACGUCAUGGAAUUUAUACAACGAAACGGGUUGCGAUUCUCGGCCAUCGGCGACAAAUCGAGGCUUCCGGAGUCGAUGCAAUCCGCGAUAAGGGAGGCGGAGGAGUCGAGCAAAAACAACAAAGGGCUACAUUUUGUAAUGGCACUUAACUACAGCGGCCGGCUCGACAUAACCCAAGCGAUGAAAAAAAUUGCCAGGAAAGUGGAAAAAGGGAGCCUUGCAGCCGAAGAUGUUAGCGAUGAGUUGCUGCAGCAGCACCUGAUGACGAGCUCCAUCGACAUUCCCGACCCGGAUUUGCUCAUUAGGACAAGCGGAGAGAGGAGACUCAGCAACUUCUUGCUCUGGCAAUUGGCCUAUGCCGAAUUCUAUGUUAUUGACAAAAUGUUCCCCGACUUGGACGAGGUCGACCUUGCCGAGGCUCUUGUUUAUUUCCAAGGCCGACAGAGACGAUUUGGUGGGCGUAGCAAAGAAGAUCAAGAAAAUCAUCAUAAAGAUGAUAAAAUUUGAUGUAGAGAUCAUUUCGAUUGUUGUUAUUGUUUUUUUUUUUUUUUUCUUCAUAUGUUUAGCAAUAAAGUUUUCUUUGUUGGUUUU